Plasmodium malariae is the source of this 576-nucleotide messenger RNA. RefSeq names its product conserved Plasmodium protein, unknown function. The coding region runs from base 1 to 576 and encodes 191 amino acids. The transcript has 4 exons. The record is from RefSeq and is a predicted model, not a curated record. NCBI's taxonomy places the organism in Eukaryota, Apicomplexa, Aconoidasida, Haemosporida, Plasmodiidae.
AUGUCAAAAACGACCGUUGUAUUUUAUCAUAUUAUUAAUGAUAAAGAAGAUAAAAAUGCUCAAAAUGUUUUUUAUAUAUCUAAGCCAAUAAGUUUAAUAACUUUAAAUGACAUUAAAAAUGAAUUUCCUCUCAUAGGAACGUAUCACUUCAGAUUUAAAAUAAUACAUAACAAUAUUCCCGCGUGGGUUGAUAUUAAUGAUGAGUCCUCCCCUGUUCCUUGCUUCAAUUCCUGCAUAUACGCAAAAGUUUUGAGACUAAGUUGGGUGGAUUACAAAUGGAACAAGCAAAAUUUAAACGAGAAAAUUUUAAACGAGAAAAUUUUAAACGAGAAAAUUUUAAAUGAUAAAAUUAUAAAUGAACAAGGUGUAACAACAAAGUCGUAUAAUAAAACCAAUAAAACAGUUUCUGAAGCAAAGGAAAAAAAUAUAGAUGAUAAUGGUACUAAUCAUAAAUCAAAAAGUAACAUUGACAUGUUAUUAUUUGAAACAACUCCCAAUAAAUCCAGUAAUACAAAUAUAGGCGAGAAAAAAGAUAACACAAAAGAUCAAAAUUACUUUGAUUUAAUGUUUAAUUAG